AUGAGAGAUGACUUUUCAUCACAGAACAGUAAAGUGAAUUCUCAUGCUGAUGCCAUUAAAACACUAGAAGGUCAAUUGAAUCUAUUAUCAGCUCAAUGGACAUCCAGGACACUAAUGAAAGAUAAUGAAAGAGGGCUAGUUGUGGUUACCCAUAGUGGAAAGACGGCAAAAGGGAAUGAGAUGGAGGAUGAGGACCCUCGAACGCAGGAAGGGAGCCAGGGUAUAGAGGAACGAGAAUUUCCUAGUCCACAAAACCUUGCCAAAGAACCACAAGAGGAUGUAGAGCAACACAGUCAAGUUCCAAAAGUCAUGCACCUUUUGCCCAAAAUACCUCCACCAUUUCCUCAACCAUUGUUAGAAAUUUCAGGAUACGCCAAAUUCAUGAAAGAGCUGGUUACAAAGAAAAGGAGCUUGGAGUAUGAAACGAUCGAUGUGCCCCAUAGUUGCAGUGCAAUUAUGACAAAUGAGUCAAUCAUUAAGAGAGAAGAUCCUGGGGCAUUCACAAUCCCAUGCACAAUUGGCAUGUUCCAAUUCGCUAAAGCUUUGUGCGAUUUAGGAGCAAGCAUUAACUUGAUGCACUAUGCAAUAUAUAAGCAACAUGGUUUGAGUGAACCAAAGGCAACCACAAUGAGACUCCUUAUGGCAGAUCGAUCAAUCAAGCACCCCGUAGGGAUACUCUAUGACAUACUGGUAAAAGUAGAUCGGUUCAUCUUUUCGGCCGAUUUUGUGAUUCUGGAUUGCAAGAUUGAUGAUGAAAUCCCCAUUAUUUUGGGAAGGCCAUUCUUAGCUACCGGGAGAGCAUAG
Molecule: messenger RNA, 804 nt
Organism: Solanum verrucosum
Lineage: Eukaryota; Viridiplantae; Streptophyta; Magnoliopsida; Solanales; Solanaceae
Exons: 2
Coding region: 1-804 (267 amino acids)
Source: RefSeq, a predicted model, not a curated record